CGGGUAGUCUCGCCUGACUUGGGGUCGCAAUCAAAGAGCAAAAAACGGCAGCUUCAUAGGAUCCCAACGCCACAAUGAAGUCGAGCAAGGCUGGCAACUAUGCACCCCUGGCACAUCCACCGCUCACCAAGACAUCAACAAAAUCCAGGACAACAUUUUCGGCCAACCACGCCCAAGGAAGGGCCCAGGAGGCCAGGAUCUAUUCCCACUCCACACACGAGAGGGGAGACAUAGUGCAUGACACCCAAGCAGACGUGCCCUCAACCCAAUGGCUUGAGGCGCAACUUGCGUUCAAAGUUUCGAUGGUUCACGGGAUUCUGCAAUUCACACCAAGUAAGUGUGGCUUGUCUCCCUUUUCCUUUGCCAUGGGGAAGAAGAAGACGACGAGGACUCCUGCGCAUUCUCCUCCUCCCACUACGGUGAGGAAGGAGAAGAAGAAGAAGAGUACCAGACUUGUUGUAGAUGAUGAAAUGGAUUGUGUGAACACUGUGGAUGCUGGGAUUGAACUUUCUGAUGAGGAAAAGGGUGAACCCUCGGUUCAGUCCUCUUUUGAUACCUCAAUUGAUGAAGAUGAAGUUGCCAGGACUCUCCAAAUCUCUUUGGAGAAGAACCUGGAAGCCAUCCUCGCUGAUGAUAUAGAUAACACCUUGGCCAAUGAACAACCUCUGAACAAGGAGACACCUCCUGAUAAUGUUGCUGAUACUCCUCUGGAACAACCUAUCAGCAACGAGGAGAAAGAGAAGGAAAAAGAACCUCUUGAUGCUGGAAAGAGUGGAGACAAACUGAAGGAAGAUAAAGUGGAUAAACCGGCUGAUGCAAAGAAAUCUUUUGCCUCCUUCUUCAAGAAAAAUAGGGCAGAAGAUAAAGGAAUGAAGCUUCACAAGGUUGUAGCCCCUAAAUGCUUUAUACCUGAAGAAGACAUGCUGACUGUGGAAGAAAUUUGGGGACCUUGCUUGGUGGGUUGCUUCACUGGUAGAUUCCCUGGGUUGAUAGCCAUCCAAAAACUGGUUGACAGUUGCGGAGUCAAGUGCAAGUUUCUACCCCACCACCAAGGAUGGGUUGUCUUCAAAUUUCUUACCAAUGAGGAUAGGGAUUCUGCUCUCUUACAUGCCAAGAAGGAACUCAAUAAUAAGAAAUUGCUCAUUAACAUCCCCCCUGAUGACUUUAUGUGGGAUGUUAAGUCCUUUUCAACUAUGCUUGUUUGGGUUAAGCUGUGGAAUGUCCCCAUGAGAAUGUUGAUUAACAUGGACCUAUCCCUCACACCUCCCACUUCUGUUGAGGUGGAUUUUGUUGGGGGUAGCUAUGUUCAAAAGGUUGAGUAUGAGGACAUGCCUCAAUACUGCUACCACUGUAAGUGUUUUGGCCAUGACCCCUUUAAAUGCUCAGUUCUUCAUGAGAUUAACAAGAGAAAAUUCAAUGAAGAACAAAAAGCAAGAGAGAGGGCUAGGGUUGAAACCCUCAAAACCAUAAUGCUUACAGAAGCACAACAACAACCACUGAAUGGGAAGGAAAAUGGGAAAGAUGAAGUGAACAACAUUGCUGGAAACAAAGGAAAAGGAAAGGAAAGUUCAGGUGGUGUGGCCCAAAACCCAAAUGAUCCUGGCCCAUCCUUUACUGCCCAUAUUGAGGAUGAUGGCUUCACACAAGUUGGAGGGGGCAAGGGCAAACUUACAACACACCCUAUCAGAGAUGGAAAGCAGAGGACUGGAUACAACAAAGGGGGAGGUGAUUUCAGUGGCCCUUGGGCUGUUAUGGGGGAUUUCAAUGCAGUUAUCAGCUCUACUAAAAGAGUGAACUGCCAAACCCAGAGUGCCUAUUACAUGACAGAUCUCAGACAGUUCAGAAUCAACAAUGCCUUGAAUGAUGCAAACUCAUCAGGGCUGGAAUUUACUUGGAACAAAGGUGAAAAAUGGGCCAAACUAGAUAGAGUUCUGGUCAAUGAUGAAUGGGAAAAUAUGCAAUGGGACUGCUGGGCUGAAUUUAGAGACAUGGAGGCAAUCUCUGACCACUGCCCAGUGUUGCUGAAACUCAUGAAUAUUCUGAACCAGAGAACCAGGCCUUUUAAGUUUUACAACAUGUGGCUCAAGCAUGAGAAUUUUGAUAUGGUGAUCAGGGAGAAUUGGAACCAGUGGGUCAAUGGAACAAGGCAGUACAGAUUAUGUGUCAAACUCAAAAAACUGAAACAACCUCUGAGGCUUCUGAAUAAACAACAUUUUGCCCAUAUUUCUCAGAGAGCUGAAUCUGCCAGAAAGGAGUAUAGCCAUCUCAUGCAGGAGCUGAUCUUGGAACCUGAGAAUCCUUCCCUUCUGUCCAGAAGUGUUGAACUCAGAAACAAAGCCAGUUUUUUCAUGGAUGCUGAAAGAUCUUUCUUCCAACAGAAGACCAAGUGUGAACUACUCUUUGAGGGGGACAAAUGCACCAAAUUUUUCCAUGCCCUGAUGAGGAAAAAGAAUCAUAGCAGUGCCAUCCCCUUCAUUCUUACAGUUGAUCAGAGACUCACCACCAGUUUGGAGGAGGUUGAAAAGGAAUUUACUGAGUACUUUACCAAUCUUUUUGGAACCACUGUCCCCAUUGAACCUGUUGAUUGGAAUGUUUUUGAAGAGGGCCCUCUCAUCCCCAACCAUGCAGCUAACAACCUCAUCAGAAAGGUGACUAUUGAAGAGAUAACACACAUUGCUUUUGCUGAUGACAUCAUGAUGUUCUCCAGAGGGGACAAAGAUUCUGUCCAGAUCCUUGCUGAUGCCUUGAAGCACUUUUCCUCUGUCUCAGGCCUCCAUGUCAAUGCACAGAAAUCAAAUAUCUACCUGGCAGGGCAAAUCAAGGGGAAUAAGCAGCAUAUCCUCAACUUGGUGAAUUUCCCUGAAGGACUUUUACCAGUUAAAUACCUGGGACUGCCACUCACUUCACAAAGGGCAUCAAAGAGGGACUUUACACGACUGAUUGAAACUGUUGAUGAUAAUAUAAGAAGAUGGAACACAAAAACUUUGACCAUUGCUGGAAGAGCUGAACUUAUUAGGAGUGUUAUCCAAGGGAUAGAAGUGGCUUGGGAUGAUAUUUGCAAACCAAAGGAGGAAGGGGGACUUGGGCUUAAGAACUCAGAAGUCUGGAAUCAAGCACUUGUGGCUAAAAACCUUUGGAACAUUGCUUCAAGGAAAGAAACCCUCUGGGUUCAGUGGGUUCACAGUGUCUACCUCCAGGACAGAGAUAUUUGGGCCUGGAUCCCUAAACAUGGGGAUUCACACUUCUUCAAAAAACUUGCAGAAGUGAGAAACAAUCUGGCCCAGAAGCUUGGUACUGAUCAGUAUCAAGAAGUGGAUUGGGAUGAACUCCUUGUAGAUGGAGAAUUCUGCACAACAAAGGUGUAUGAUUUAUUGAGAGUUCAUUUGCCUCCCAAACCCUGCAUGAAAAUGAUUUGGCAAAGCUACAUUCCACCCAAAUUCUCUGUUACAACCUGGCUUGCCAUCAGAAGGAGGUUAUCAACCAAGGUGAAUCUGGGAUUCAUCCCCAUGGAGAAUAGGAAUUGUAGCCUCUGUGGACAAGAACUUGAGACCACUGAUCACCUUUUCUUUGCUUGCACUGCUUCCCAUCAGAUUUGGAAGAAUAUGAAAGAUUGGCUCAAAAUUCCUUAUGCACUCUCAACUAUUGAAAGAGUCAUCAAAUGGCUCCUUGGAAGGCAUAGAGUUCAUGGUAACCUAAGAAACAUUUGGAGAUUAGCAGCAAUGAGUACCAUACACCAUAUUUGGAAGAUGAGAAAUGCUAUCUAUUUUGAGGGUAAGAGUGUGGACUGUGAUGCAAUUACUUGGAAAAUUAAGCCCUUAGCACUUACUGGAUUGAGUUGGCUGCUGUUUCUUUGCUUUUUAACUGAUGAUUGGCUACCUGUUUGCAAAGGAUCGCUUGAGGCUUGGGAAUCCAUUCUUGAUAUCAAUUUCAUGAUUCAGCUGCUGGAUUGGGGGAAAAUCGAAGGUCAACUCUCGCGUGCUACUGUUCAUCGGCGGCAUUUGCAGGUUGAAUUCACCUCGGUUUGGGCCCUCUUCAAGGCAAAUUUUUGGGGGAUUAUGAGCGACAUGGAAUGCUCUUUCAUGACCAUCAAUUGGAUUUUCAUUCCAUUUGAAGGAACCUGUGAUUUGAGCAAAUUUGGGAUUCGGUGGUACUGUUCACAGCGCUGCCUUCACUUCCAGGCCUGGUCUACUGGAGUUUACAUGGGCCAAUUGCCGUUGCCGUCUCUGUUCAG
Cuscuta campestris is the source of this 4231-nucleotide messenger RNA. NCBI's taxonomy places the organism in Eukaryota, Viridiplantae, Streptophyta, Magnoliopsida, Solanales, Convolvulaceae. The record is from the annotation of a GenBank genome assembly.